Exophiala bonariae is the source of this 270-nucleotide messenger RNA. RefSeq lists its product as uncharacterized. The record is from RefSeq and is a predicted model, not a curated record. Gene Ontology annotation, molecular function: acylphosphatase activity. Lineage: Eukaryota; Fungi; Ascomycota; Eurotiomycetes; Chaetothyriales; Herpotrichiellaceae. The transcript has 3 exons. Bases 1 to 270 code for a protein of 89 amino acids.
AUGUCGAACCGCAUAGCUUUCACAGUCCAUGGCAGAGUGCAAGGCGUCUGCUUCCGCGACUUUACGCAGAAGAAAGCGAAUAGUUACGGCAUCACUGGCUUUGUCAAGAACACAAACGACGGAAAGGUUGUGGGCGAGGCACAGGGAAAUGAGGACGCAUUGAAGAAACUGAAAGGUGAUCUUAAUGAAGGGCCUCGGGCGGCUCAUGUCGUCAAGCUUGAGAUUAAGGAGAUUCAGUCGAAGGACGGAGAGAGUUCUUUCGAUGCAUAG